Messenger RNA from Coffea eugenioides, 1644 nucleotides. Its product is annotated as 4-hydroxy-3-methylbut-2-enyl diphosphate reductase, chloroplastic-like. Gene Ontology annotation, biological process: dimethylallyl diphosphate biosynthetic process; isopentenyl diphosphate biosynthetic process, methylerythritol phosphate pathway. The record is from RefSeq and is a predicted model, not a curated record. Gene Ontology annotation, molecular function: 4-hydroxy-3-methylbut-2-enyl diphosphate reductase activity; metal ion binding. Bases 94 to 1491 code for a protein of 465 amino acids. The transcript has 10 exons. NCBI's taxonomy places the organism in Eukaryota, Viridiplantae, Streptophyta, Magnoliopsida, Gentianales, Rubiaceae.
AAGAUUUUGCCCGCUCCCCAUCCCGCACCACCUCCCCAGUCGCCACUAGCUUACGCCUGCUAACCUCCGCCACUUCCACCGGAAAACGUCGACAUGGCAAUUUCUCUGCAAUUCUCCCGCCUAUCCACCGCUACCAAGGACCUCGCCUUGCCCGAGCCAAGAAUUUCCCGCUGCCGGAAACCUUUCUCCGUGAGAUGCUCCGCUCCCGGCGAAGCUGCUCCUUCUCCUUCUGCUGCUGCUACUGUAGACUCCGAAUUUGACGCCAAGAAGUUCAGGCACAACUUAACUAGGAGCAAGAAUUAUAAUCGCAAAGGAUUUGGACACAAACAAGAGACUCUUGAGCUCAUGAACCGCGAGUACACCACCAGUGACAUCAUAAAGAAAUUGAAGGAAAAUGGAAACGAGUACACAUGGGGGAAUGUUACAGUCAAACUAGCCGAAGCAUACGGGUUUUGCUGGGGAGUUGAAAGAGCUGUUCAGAUUGCUUAUGAAGCUAGAAAGCAGUUUCCAACAGAGAAGAUCUGGCUCACAAAUGAGAUUAUCCACAAUCCUACCGUUAAUAAGCGACUGGAGGAGAUGGCAAUAAAGGAAAUCCCUGUUGAGGACGGCAAGAAACACUUUGAUGUUGUUGACAGGGGUGAUGUUGUGGUUUUGCCUGCUUUUGGAGCUGCUGUAGAUGAGAUGUUGACUUUGAGCGACAAGAAUGUGCAAAUAGUCGACACAACCUGCCCUUGGGUUUCUAAGGUUUGGAACACUGUUGAAAAGCAUAAGAAUGGAGCCUAUACGUCGAUAAUCCAUGGUAAACACUCACACGAGGAGACUGUUGCCACUGCAUCAUUUGCUGGAAAGUAUAUCAUAGUGAAGAACAUGGCAGAGGCAACAUAUGUUUGUGAUUACAUUCUUGGGGGUCAACUGGAUGGAUCUAGCUCAACCAAAGAGGCGUUUAUGAAGAAAUUCAAACAUGCAGUUUCGAAUGGUUUUGAUCCCGAUGCUGAUCUUGUCAAACUUGGUAUUGCAAACCAAACAACAAUGUUGAAGGGAGAAACUGAAGAGAUUGGUAAAUUAGUGGAAAGGACCAUGAUGCGCAAGUAUGGAGUGGAAAAUAUUAACACCCACUUCCUUAGUUUCAACACCAUCUGCGAUGCAACUCAAGAGCGGCAAGAUGCCAUGUACAAGCUGGUUGAGAAUCCACCGGAUCUUAUGCUGGUCAUUGGAGGGUGGAACUCAAGCAACACUUCACAUUUACAAGAAAUUGCUGAAGAUCGUGGAAUUCCAUCUUAUUGGAUUGACAGCGAGCAGAGAGUAGGUCCUGGAAACAGAAUAGCUUACAAGUUAAUGCAUGGGGAGUUGGUUGAGAAAGAGAAUUUUCUACCUGAAGGUCCCAUCACCAUAGGGGUAACAUCUGGCGCAUCCACCCCUGAUAAGGUCGUUGAGGAUGUCCUUGUCAAGGUAUUUGACAUCAAACGGGAAGAAGUCCUGCAGCUGGCAUGAAUUAGUUUUGCAGGAAAACAUGGUAGUAUUGCUUGUUUAUCUGUAAAACCAGCUGAAACUCAAAAGUUACGAGAAGCAAUAUAUGUAGUAUAAACAGGACGACCUUGUAGGUGUACACAAUACUGUGGCUCCGUUUGAAUUUGAUUGUUUUUC